Trichoplusia ni (cabbage looper) is the source of this 865-nucleotide messenger RNA. RefSeq names its product mitochondrial import inner membrane translocase subunit Tim21. The transcript has 3 exons. NCBI's taxonomy places the organism in Eukaryota, Metazoa, Arthropoda, Insecta, Lepidoptera, Noctuidae. Gene Ontology annotation, biological process: protein import into mitochondrial matrix. Bases 100 to 771 code for a protein of 223 amino acids. Gene Ontology annotation, cellular component: TIM23 mitochondrial import inner membrane translocase complex. The record is from RefSeq and is a predicted model, not a curated record.
ACAUUCAAAGAGAGCGACAAGUUUAUCGUACUGACAAAAAUAAAUGUGUAACCUAUAAGAAAUAAAACUGUCCCCGAAAGUAUCUUUAGGGAGCGCAAUAUGCCUACAAUCUCCAAACUAUUUCCAAUUUUACGGUCUACUAGUACAGUAGAAUGUGUUCCUGUAUUAUUGCGGCUUUCCAAGCUUCAACAAUUUCGUUAUUAUUCAACUGAAAAAGAAAGCGGUUUGGCUCGGAGUCAAGAAACAAGCCAAGUUUCGACAGAUGUUCGACCCCUAGGGGAGAAAAUAAAAGAAACGACUAAGACUGCAACUUAUACUGGAGUCAUUUUAAUGGGCGCUGGUGUUACUGGUGUAAUAUUUUAUUACGUGUUCCGAGAAUUGUUUUCAAGCAACAGUCCGAAUAGCAUUUAUUCUGAGGCACUAGAAAAGUGCAAGAAUGACCCCAGAGUUGAAGAUGCCUUAGGUGCACCCAUUAAAGGCUAUGGUGAAGAGACCACUAGACGAAGGCGUUCUCACGUGAGCCAUGCUAUCUAUGAAAAGGAUGGAGUGAAACAUAUGAGAAUGAGGUUUUAUAUCAAAGGAAUCAGGAACAAGGGAGUUGUGGAAUUAGACAUGAAGCAGAAUGACUAUGGCAAUUAUUUGUGCCGCUACCUGCUUGUACAACUAGAUGAUUACUCUGGCAAGACCUUUAUUAUUGAAGACAAUAGAGCAGAGCUGGACAAGAAAUUAGAUUUUGGUGGUCAAUUAUCAACACUCACACUUAGCCAGUAACAAUUGAAAAAGAUGUAAAUUGUAAAAUACUUCUUAGAUACAUAAGUAGUCAUUGUUAAAUGUUAUUUUAAAUAAAUAAAAGUAGAAUACAUAA